This is a messenger RNA of Gilbertella persicaria, 1457 nucleotides long. Its product is annotated as serine protease. The record is from RefSeq and is a predicted model, not a curated record. Gene Ontology annotation, biological process: proteolysis. Bases 26 to 1309 code for a protein of 427 amino acids. The transcript has 3 exons. Gene Ontology annotation, molecular function: serine-type endopeptidase activity. Lineage: Eukaryota; Fungi; Mucoromycota; Mucoromycetes; Mucorales; Choanephoraceae.
AUAUAUAUAUAUAUAUACAACAAACAUGAAGUUUUCUAUCUUGACUGCUGCCUUAUUGAUGGCUGGCUAUGCCACUGCUGUGCCUAUGAUGAGCCCUAGCUCAUUUUCCGAUGGUUUUGUUGCUCCCUUAUAUGCUCCUGUUGAAACUGAAGCUGUGCGUGGCUCUUAUAUCGUUGUUCUCAAAAACCAUUUGUCCAACGAUCAAGUACAAAGCCAUGCUGAAUGGAUUAGCAGUAUGUCUGCUGCCCAUGCUUUCAACAGUGGCGAUUAUUUGGAAGAACAAGGUAUUAACCAUGUCUAUGAAAUGCCCAAUUUCAAGGGCUAUUCCGGUCGAUUUGAUAAGCAAGUCUUGGAUGCUAUUCGCCAGUCUGAGGAAGUAGCCUAUGUUGAAGAAGACUCUGUUGUCUAUGCCUCCGAAUUACAACGUGGUGCUCCUUGGGGUCUUUCUCGUAUCUCUCGUCGUGAACCUACGACUUUGCGUAACUUUAGCAAAUAUAAUUACGAUGCCAAGGCUGCUGGUAAAGAUAUCAAGGUCUAUGUGAUUGAUACUGGUAUCAAUAUCAAGCACGUUGAUUUUGAAGGCAGAGCUAUCUGGGGUAAGACGAUUCCCAAGAACGAUGAAGAUAUCGAUGGCAAUGGUCACGGUUCCCACUGUUCUGGUACCAUCGGUGGUAAGAAAUAUGGUGUCGCUAAAAAGUCCAUUCCUGUCGCUGUCAAGGUGUUGGCUUCUAAUGGUUCUGGUUCCAUGUCUGAUGUUGUAAAGGGUGUUGAUUGGGCCACAAGCGAGUUCCUUAAGGACAAGAAAGCCGCUGAAAAGGAAGGCAAGUCCUUCAAGGGUUCCGUAGCCAACAUGAGUUUGGGUGGUGGUAAGUCUCCUUCUUUGGAUGCCACUGUCAAUGGUGCUGUUGAAGCUGGUCUCAUCUUUGCUGUUGCUGCUGGUAAUGAUAACAAGGAUGCUUGUAACUAUUCUCCUGCCCGUGCGGAAAAGGCUAUCACUGUGGGUGCUUCUACCAUUUUUGAUGAAAGAGCUUAUUUCUCCAACUAUGGUAAAUGUGUUGAUGUCUUUGCUCCUGGUCUCAACAUUGAAUCUGUUUGGAACACCAAUGAUCAUGCCAUAAACACUAUUUCUGGUACUUCCAUGGCAUCUCCUCAUGUUGCUGGUUUGGCUGCCUAUCUCUUGUCUUUGGCCCCUGAAGGUGUUACCCCUGAUGAAAUCAAGAAGCAAAUCCUUGACUUGAGUACUCGUAAUGUCUUUAAGGACCUCCCUAAUGGCACACCUAACUUAUUGAUCUACAAUGGUUUUGAGUAAAUAGUGUAAUAAUACAUAAAAUAUAUAUAUUCCCGAUAAGUUUUCUUGUAUACAAAAUGCACGCAUGGGUCAAGCUUAAUUUACACGUGUACAAAAAUAGAAUCCAUAAGGGAUUUCUCUCUCUUUUUUUCUCUCUUUUCAAUGCCUU